Lytechinus variegatus (green sea urchin) is the source of this 1950-nucleotide messenger RNA. RefSeq lists its product as uncharacterized. NCBI's taxonomy places the organism in Eukaryota, Metazoa, Echinodermata, Echinoidea, Temnopleuroida, Toxopneustidae. The transcript has 6 exons. The record is from RefSeq and is a predicted model, not a curated record. Gene Ontology annotation, molecular function: protein binding. The coding region runs from base 574 to 1551 and encodes 325 amino acids.
UUUCUAUCACGUACACCGUACACGGGAACCCGAGGGUGGAAAAGCCAGGACAGGUGGUCGAGGGCGGCCUGCUGUCAAGUAAAUCCGGGUUUUUAGCAGUCGUUCCCGCUUCACGCGAACACGACACGGCACCUGUGAGCAAACAGAAGGAUAUCCUGUGGGUUUCGUACCCGGAGCCAUUCCCACAUCGCCUAGGUCUCCACUUACCAGCGGCAUCCUGCGCUCAUCAUCGAACGUGUACACAGGUCAUGCAUACCAAACUAAUUUGAGAUAACAUUCACGAUUCAACAUCAUUCUACCCGCACCGGAUGGUAACAUAAACUACUCAUGAAUGACGAAUUAAUAAAUACGUUCUGGAAACUAACUGGACUACUAAAUUUGGGAUUGGAAUACAUCUAUCCAUUGUUGAUCGUGUGGGAGUGAACGUCGUCUAAUCAGGCCAGUGAAGGUCUGAGCUAGCCAUAUACCCGCGAACCUGAACUCAUUGACCGCUGCUGUAUGUGGAGGUGCUCCAACAUCGUUGAAGGUAGCAAAUAUUUGACAUCAUUAACCUGACUUUUUUGUAUAUAAAACAUGGCUCUACGACAAGCUGUGAGGAAUGUAUCCGUGAUUCUCUUCGUCAUCGUGAUCAAAUGCCAGACCUCGUCGUCGAGAGCUGACGACGAUGACGACGGCAAUUCAUCCAAAGAGUACAGCGAACCCUUGACCAGAUCGUCGUCGGCAUCAAGAGCCCUGUUUAGUACCGUAGCUACCAUGAAGCCGCCCAUGCGGAGAGCACCGAGAGGGCUGAACAGCAACAGAAAUGACGUCUAUAUAAGCGAAAGGGUUUGUGGAGAUGACGGGGUUUUCUAUGACAAUAUAUCAGAAUUGAACAAAGCUGGCGCUAAGCUGCUGUUGGAAAUAUUUUGUGAAUCUGGUUGUUUAAUACCUCAAGAAAAUCCAUGCUCGAGCUCGGUACCAGUUUGCACGGGUCCUCCUGAAAACCGCAGAGUCUAUGAGAACGAAUGCGAGCUCCGAAGGAUUAACUGUGAAAGACUUGAAAACGAUCUCCCGCCAAUAAAACAAGUUGAUCCAAGUUUAUGUGGACUAGAAAGUUGUGGACAACCCAUACCGAGCCCCUGCCCUACCAAGGUACCUGUGUGCGCGGGUCAUGGGGACAACUACACGAUCUAUGAAGAUAUGUGCCAUGUCGACCAAACAAGAUGUAACCGAAAGGGAAACGGUCUCAGACCAAUAAUUAGUGAAAAAAUCGGCCGUUGUCAAGUAGAAGUAAAUGAAAGCCAACUGACCUGUCACGAUAUUCUCCGGGGCAAGUGCCCAAGGGGAACCUUCGGGAAACAGGUUUGUGACAUCACGAUCACCACGACAAAUAAGGUCGUGACAAAAACCUUUCGGAAUAUUUGCAGAGCGUUGCACAAGCGAUGCAAGAAGAUGGACGACACGUGCUAUUCAAUCGAAGGCAACUGUAGAUCUCACGAAGGUAAAUACAACGUCACGAAUUACCCUCCGAGGCAAGAUUGCGCAAGGUACAUCAGACAUAGUGUAAUGUAGUGAUUGUAUAAAUCACUACAUAUACACAGUCUAGACUUCAUAAUGUAUAUGCUCAGAACCAUCCUUUUCAACCCCCUUCUCAGAACCCUUUUUCAUUAAUUUAAUCCAAGCCAUUAAAACCCUUAUUGUUCAUAGUCAAACAAACUCCAAUCAGAGAACAAAGAACUGCCUUCCCCUUCCCAAUAAUUAAACCCCCUCUAGUCCUAUAUCCAAACCCUUGGAUUAUAAUUUGUGUAGAAGCUUUAAUAUAUAUUGAGUGUACACCCAAGGCUUGAGAGGAGAUAAGUUAAGAUCAUCACAGAGUUCAGAUCUACAUCGUCGUACGUUGUGAUAUGCUUCUACUCUACAUGUAAUAUUGCUGAAGAUUGAUGAUUAAUAAAGUUUCUUGAUUGAAAUGUA